Messenger RNA from Thalassophryne amazonica, 1952 nucleotides. RefSeq names its product motor neuron and pancreas homeobox 2b (gene mnx2b). NCBI's taxonomy places the organism in Eukaryota, Metazoa, Chordata, Actinopteri, Batrachoidiformes, Batrachoididae. Gene Ontology annotation, biological process: regulation of DNA-templated transcription; central nervous system development; neuron projection morphogenesis. The coding region runs from base 77 to 1072 and encodes 331 amino acids. The record is from RefSeq and is a predicted model, not a curated record. Gene Ontology annotation, cellular component: nucleus. Gene Ontology annotation, molecular function: DNA-binding transcription factor activity, RNA polymerase II-specific; sequence-specific double-stranded DNA binding. The transcript has 3 exons.
GACGCACGGCGCAGGUGGGCACCCGCCAAACCGGUGGGUUUGUCUGUAAUUGAAAUUCCCAGCACUCAUCCUGAACAUGGAGAAAUCCAAGAACUUCCGAAUUGACGCCCUGUUGGCUGAUGACAACAGUAGGGCGGUCAGAGAUCUGUCCCCUCCGAGCAGCGACAGCCCCGCCGGCAGCCCCGCGCACUGCCGGCGCGCCGACACACCGCCAACGCGGGGCGCACAGCUUCAGCCCGGGAUCAUAGCCAAACCGGGUGUGCUGAACAUCCCGCAUCCAGGACUGUCGGCGCUGUCGCAAGGAGCCCUUCCCGGUAUGUACCCGCCCCCCGUGUACCCGUUAUCGGCUCUGGGCGGCCAGCACCCGGCCUACGCCUACAGCGGCUUCGCACAGCUCACACAGACCUACCCGGAGCACCUGAAGGCGGCUGCCAUGGCGGGUUCGAUCCCCCUGGAGCACUGGAUCCGGGCUGGGAUCAUGAUGCCCCGACUGCCAGAUUACAGUUCGGGCCCUCAGCCUGGUCUGUUGGGAAAAUGCCGGAGGCCGAGGACCGCCUUCACCAGUCAGCAGCUCCUGGAGCUGGAGAACCAGUUCAAACUCAACAAGUACCUAUCCCGACCCAAACGCUUUGAAGUGGCAACAUCACUCAUGCUGACUGAAACACAGGUCAAAAUCUGGUUCCAAAAUCGCAGAAUGAAGUGGAAGCGCAGUCGUAAGGUGAAGGAGCAGGCCACAGCCUCCCAGUCUGAGCCAGAGCGACUACGGACCGGGGCCAAAACAACCGCUGACAAAUGUGAUGAGAGAAAACAGGCUGGGAAUCCCAGCGACAGAGGGAUGGGUCUUCAUUUAGAUGAUGGAGAAGAGGAGGAAGAGGAGGAGGAGGAGGAGGAGGAGGAGGAAUCCCAGCACAGUUUUUCUGUGUCACUGGGUAAAAGUGUUGGAUUGCCACGGCCCACAGACUUCUUGCAGCACUGCACUGACAUGGGCUACGAUCCUCACAGCCCCUUCUCUGAUGAGGAGGUGGAGGGGGUGCAAGCUGGAGGAGACCAGAAGAUCGGAGCGGGACUGUGAGGGAAAACGGUGCCUCGGCAAAACCUACUGUGUAGGACAGUGAGAGUGUGUGGUCUCUGGAAAAGACUCGUCUUUGACACACUGAUCUGCUGCUGAGUGACUGUUUAUGUGAGCGUCACAACACAGCUGCAGCUUUUACACGUGCUGGAAUCAGCAGAUGUUCAUGGAGCUCCAUAUCUCACAUAAAUGUAUCAGCUGAAAGAAAAUAUCAGUAUUGAACAUUUAUAGCAUGCAAAAAAACAAACAAACAAAAAAGAUCAGCAGCAGCUGUGGGCGUAGGUUACACAGUACAUUUUGCAGUGUUAAAUCUUCUCCUUCAGAGUAAAUUGUAACACUGCAAGCAUGUGUUAUUUGUUCCAUUUGAAUAAACUGUUAAAUUAUCUCUCUUUAGAGUAAAACAUUAACACAGGAUAUUGUUAAAAUGUAAUUCUGCAUGUUUGGCAAGAUUCCAAUCUGUGGUGUUGAUAAUUUACACUUUUAUUUUGAAAAGUUUUUUUUUAACCAACACACAUAAUCUGCUGUAACUCUGAAAGAGUCAGCGGCAUUUGACACUUUUUUUUAACACUGUAGAUUGUACUGUGUACUGAUAACUGCACUACUAAUGACUGUAUUUUGUGAAUCGGGUAUCAACCAGACCAGAUGUGAUUGAUCCAAAUUGUGUCCAUAAGUCAAAGUGAAGUCAUUUUAAUAGGAAACUGGUGCUAGAAUCUGCAAGAGCCUUUUCAAAGUUAAAAGGCGACAUAUUAACCCUAAGAUCAUACAGAAAGAAUACAGGCUGUUAAACGCACAGAGGUAUGAAGGUUUUUGAAGCUACGAUAAAGUUCUUUGAAUCAGCCGAUACUUUGAGUCUGAACGUCAUAAAGGUCAGGAGAGGAAAAAA